AUGGAGAUAAAAACCCUUGGUGAAAACAGAGGUAUUACACGACAUCUAACAUAUGCUGAAGCAAGUGCACCAAGACACAGGUAUCUCUUCCAAGUCGAUGUCAAUUAUGAAUUUUUUUCGUCAAUGAUAUCUUCGAAUGUAUCGCAGUCGAAGCUAGUCGCUUCGCGUAUUAUCAUAAGCGUCCAACUAUUUUACCGCGUGAGAUCCAAAUGUGUAGGACUCAUUUUGUGA
Thelazia callipaeda (thelaziosis nematode) is the source of this 231-nucleotide messenger RNA. The record is from the annotation of a GenBank genome assembly. NCBI's taxonomy places the organism in Eukaryota, Metazoa, Nematoda, Chromadorea, Rhabditida, Thelaziidae.